Messenger RNA from Mytilinidion resinicola, 426 nucleotides. RefSeq lists its product as uncharacterized. Lineage: Eukaryota; Fungi; Ascomycota; Dothideomycetes; Mytilinidiales; Mytilinidiaceae. Bases 1 to 426 code for a protein of 141 amino acids. The record is from RefSeq and is a predicted model, not a curated record. The transcript has a single exon.
AUGUGUCGCCUCAUUCAUUUAGCGAUAUUUCUCGCUCUUUUUACCGUCAAAGUGGCCUCCCAAAGCAGCUCAGACUCACUCGACAUACCCGACCGCAUCUCACCCCGGCCCCCUCUCUCACCAAAGCCAACCUGCCCAACGGCCAAUGGCACGACUUACACAGCCAAAAACGGCUCCGACUUCCGAAUUCUCUGUGGGCUUGAUUUCUUCCUCAACGACCUACACAAUAAUUACGCCUCCACUUUCGCUGCCUGCCUUGAUCUCUGCGGCGCGACACUAGGAUGCAAGGGCGUCUCGUACGCGGACAUCACAGCGGCAUGUUACAUGAAGAACACCACCAAAGACGUACCUCGCGUUAAGAGCAUAGAAUGGAGCGCGUUUCUGGUAUCUGAAGGAGACGACAAUUCCACACUUCCCACGAACUGA